Molecule: messenger RNA, 3240 nt
Organism: Lethenteron reissneri (Far Eastern brook lamprey)
Lineage: Eukaryota; Metazoa; Chordata; Hyperoartia; Petromyzontiformes; Petromyzontidae
Gene: KCNJ11
Product: potassium inwardly rectifying channel subfamily J member 11
Biological process (GO): regulation of monoatomic ion transmembrane transport; potassium ion import across plasma membrane
Cellular component (GO): plasma membrane
Molecular function (GO): inward rectifier potassium channel activity
Source: RefSeq, a predicted model, not a curated record
ACGAAAUCGUGCCACCACCACCAUCGCAGCGGAGGAGGCACCAGUGACGGUCACUUGUCAAGAGGAGGUCUAUUCCUGGAGAAACGCGACUCCGCCGCUGUCGGGCACAUGACGCUCGCUCGAGUUCGCUUCGCCGUUGAGCCUUGGGGGGGUGCCGAGCAUAGCAGGGUCCGACAGGGAGACGUCGCCACCACCACCACCCCGACGUGCGAGGAGGAGGAGGAGGCGCGCGUCCUCGCCGAGGGCUGCCGCCGCCGCUGCUGUGCCCGUUCACGAUUCCCCAGCCGAGGACAAAGGAGGCACGAGGUCGUCUCGUUUCGCCGUCACCGACGACGCCUCCACCACCACCACCACCAGCCCCUCUGCUGCUCGCCGACAGCUGCAGCCGCCGGCAGAAUUGGUCCAGCGGACGUGAUGGUGCGGGCGAGAGCCGGCAGCAAUGUUGGCUAGGAAGGGCCUCCUCGCCGAGGAGUACGUGCUCACCCGCCUCGCCGAGGACGAGGUGGGCCACCAGCCCAAGCAGCGACCGCGUCCUCGCAAGGCGCGCUUCGUGCGCAAGAACGGCGCCUGCAACGUGGCCCACAGGAACAUCCGCGAGCAGGGCCGCUUCCUCCAGGACGUGUUCACCACACUCGUGGACCUCAAAUGGCCACACACGCUCGUCAUCUUCACCAUGAGCUUCCUGUGCAGCUGGCUGCUCUUCGCCAUCAUCUGGUGGCUCAUCGCCUUCUCGCACGGCGACCUGGACCGCGUGGAGAACGCGCCGAACCCGUGCGUCACGGCCGUGCACUCCUUCACCUCGGCCUUCCUCUUCUCCAUCGAGGUGCAGGUGACCAUCGGAUUCGGGGGCCGCAUGAUCACGGAGGAGUGCCCGCUGGCCAUCACGAUGCUCAUCGUGCAGAACAUCGUGGGCCUCAUCAUCAACGCCAUCAUGCUGGGCUGCAUCUUCAUGAAGACAGCGCAGGCGCACCGGCGCGCCGAGACGCUCAUCUUCAGCAAGCACGCCGUCAUCGCCCCGCGCAACGGCAGGCUCUGCUUCAUGUUCCGCGUGGGCGACCUGCGCAAGAGCAUGAUCAUCGGCGCCAGCAUCCACAUGCAGGUGGUGAAGAAGACCACCACGCCCGAGGGUGAGGUGAUACCCAUCGACCAGGUCGACAUUCAGAUGGAGAACCCCAUCGGCACCAACGGCAUCUUCCUCGUGUCCCCGCUCAUCAUCUGCCACACGAUAGACAGCAAGAGCCCCCUGUACCUGCUUACACCCAACUCCCUCCAGCACGAAAACAUCGAGGUGGUCAUCAUCCUGGAGGGCGUUGUGGAGACCACGGGCAUCACGACGCAGGCCAGGACGUCCUACCUGCCCGACGAGAUCCUGUGGGGUCACCGAUUCGUGUCUAUCGUCACGGAGGAGGAGGGCAAGUUCUCGGUGGACUACUCAAAGUUCGGGAACACGACGCGCGUGGCCACGCCGCGGUGCAGCGCGCGGGACUUGGACGAGCAGCACGGAGCGCUGCCGGCGACGAGCUCACAGAGGGCCCAGAACGCCACACGCAGGAGGCACGCGGAGGAGCGGCGCGCGUCGGGGAUUUUGGAGACGCAGCAACCUCGCUUUUCGUGAUGCCAACCAUGCCUCAGCACAAGUAAAAAGCCACUGUUGUUUUCCUAAAGGGAAAAUGAUCGUUAAAUGGCAUUUUAUAUAUAUGUGGAAAAAAAAACUAAUUUACAUCGGUAUAUUUUUGUUGCCUUGAACUUUUUUUCCGACAGUUGGCUUCGGCGUGAAAAUGCCAUUGCUUGUUCACUUUGAAAUGCUGCUAAAACAAUCCGAAGGCCAAGAUGGAAACUGCAAAGAGUGUUGCUUGAAUUUAAAUGACACCGGCUCUAUGGUUUGUUUGCUGAGUUUGAGCCUCUUGCUUUCAGUGUUGAGUAGAGUUCGGCGAGGUUCGUGUCUGCUCAUUUUGUGUGGAUGAUUUAAAUGUUUUUGGAAAUCAGUACUCAACAGCCAAUUUGAGCAAAUUAUUGUACUGGCCAGGCAAGGGCUAAUUUAAGGAAGACGACAAUGUUUUUGGACGCUGUAUAUUGCUGUAUAAACUGUACACUUUUAAGCACAAAGAAGCAAUAUAUAUUGUGCAUGGAAGUUGGAUUUUUACAAUUGAUCUCAAUAAAAGCGUAAUAUAUCAUUAAUAGAAUACUGUGCUCUCUUUUCGAAAGCCAAAACUUUAACAAACGUAGAGCCGCUGUAUUUGACUGCCUGGGCAAGUGAUUGAUUGUGUAAUACAAUACGUAGACUCGCACCAAAUGGAGCAGGGAAAGUCUUAAAUGGAUUACUCUAAGCCUGACUCCACUUGUCAUGGAGUCAGUAGCUUCCAAGGGUUGAGGGCGUACAAUGCAAUUUGGAUUUAUAUAGCGUCUAAAUGCAGCCAUAUCUCAAGGCGCUGAACAAAAACAGUGGGAAUAUUUAUUUUGUAGAGAAGCAGUCGGUCGAUCAUAGGCAGAGGCGAACAAGGAAGGUCUGAACCUUGGACUUGAACAGAGGCAGGGAAUAAACUGCACGUACUGCUGGAUGCAGGAAAUUCCAGAUUGCAGGGACAAAAUUAGAGACCGACACCUUAUUGAAGGUUGACUGGGGGCAUCGAUAUAACUCCUUGGUUUCUGGAACCGAAAGUGCACAGUGGGGAGUGCAGUGAGACGAGAAGGGAGAGAUAGGGGCAAGCCCGCUGAGGAUCUUGAGUGCAAUCUUGAAAUUGAGUGUGGAUUGGAUUGGGAGCGAAUGGAGGGAUUGGAGUACUGAGUGGUCUCGUUUACUUAUGGUUACGGGUGUGGGUGACAAAUCUAACAGCGGCAUUUUGGAUCAUCUACAGAUUGUAGAUGAGAUAUUUUGGAAGGACAUAAAGGAGAUAAUUGCAAUAUUCCAGUCGGGAAGUGAAUAAGGCAUUGAUGAUGGUCUCGGCAGCAGUUUGGUUGAGGAGAUGACAAAUCUCACAUUUUAAAUAUUGUGGGUGAUGAAUAUUGUUAAAGACAUGUUUUACGGCAUAUUCAAUAAUGUCAUUGAGUGCUACUGUUCACUCAAUUCAGUGUCCUUAAGUUAAACCUAGGUCAUGACAAAUUAAAAAUAAUCUGCAUUUGCUAUGUCAUGGAAAAAGCAUGUGCUUUAUCUUUUCUCUUUCUCUUGCGUCCUUGCCAGGAACAAAGCUUUGCCACAACCUGAAAGAGUGUUUGUGCUAUUUCACGUGUAUACGGCUAACC